Molecule: messenger RNA, 1691 nt
Organism: Amborella trichopoda
Lineage: Eukaryota; Viridiplantae; Streptophyta; Magnoliopsida; Amborellales; Amborellaceae
Gene: APO1
Product: APO RNA-binding protein (DUF794)
Molecular function (GO): RNA binding
Source: RefSeq, a predicted model, not a curated record
CCCAGCUGAACUCUUCUCCGCACAAAUUCAUCUCUAUUUGUCUGAAACCAAGAGCUCAGCUCAGGAAAACACAGAGAUGUCGAACUCUCUACUGCCGCAUGUAACACACAAGAGCUUAACGAAUACUUUCCUUCUUCCAAAGUGCCGCCAUUUUUGCAAUCACGAACUCCUCCCCUGGCCUUCUAGAAUGAAUAGAGAUGGGGCUUGGCAAAGAAGGCAACAGGUUCUGGUCCUGAUAUUUGGAGGUUCGAAUCCUUCCGCCCCUGACCAAACUCCUUGGACUAUUUUUCAUGCUUCUGUACGAGCUGCUUCAAACAUAAAAAGAAGUAAAUAUCCUCAAAAUGUGGAUCUCCCUCCUAUCCUUCCAAAGAACAAGAAAAAGCCAUAUCCAAUUCCACUGAAGACAAUACAGCGGGCUGCAAGGGCAGAUAAGAAAUUAGCUGAAAAAGGAAUAGAGAAGCACCUUGAACCCCCAAAGAAUGGAUUGCUGGUUCCUGACCUCAUUCCUGUGGCACAUGAAGUGCUGGAAGCAUGGAAAAGACUGAUAAAAGGCCUUGCACAGCUCAUAGAUAUCGUCCCUGUCUAUGGUUGCAGCCACUGCACGGAAGUCCAUGUCGGCCCUGUUGGCCACCUCAUCCAAAACUGCCUGGGCCCCAGCAACGUGAAUCGCCGCAGCCUGCAUGAGUGGGUGCGGGGCUCCAUUGACGACGUCCUUAAUCCCACAGAGUCAUACCACCUCUUCGACCCCUUUGGCCACCGUGUCAAGCAUGAUACCCGCUUCCGCUAUGACCGCAUCCCCGCAGUCGUUGAGCUCUGCAUCCAAGCUGGUGUUGACCUUCCCCUAUACCCCUCUCGUCGCCGCCUUGUUCCCAUCCGAAUGCUUGGAAAGAAAGUGAUCGAUCGUGGGGGCUUUGUCGAUGAUCCUGAACCCCUUGUGGGCCCCAUUCCUCCAUCUUGCCUUGGGCUCGAUACACAUGGGAUUCAUCGAUCAGCCGAUCCACCAGCAUUGCCUGCUUCUCUUGUAAAGGAGAUUGCGGAGGAGACUUUGGAGGCUUGGGAGGCAGUGAGGGCAGGCGUUGGGAAGCUGAGAAAGUACAGUGUGAAGGCAUGUGGGUAUUGCUCGGAGGUGCAUGUGGGGCCUUGGGGUCACAAUGCGAAGCUGUGCGGGGCAUUCAAGCACCAGUGGAGGGAUGGGAAGCACGGGUGGCAGGACGCCACCCUUGAUGAGGUGGUGCCGCCUAACUAUGUUUGGCAUGUGCGGGACCCUGACGGGGAGCCGCUGAGAAACGGGUUGAGAAGGUUUUAUGGGAAGGCGCCAGCAGUUGUGGAGAUGUGUGUGCAGGCAGGGGCCGAGAUCCCAAGACACUACAGGCCCAUGAUGAGGCUUGAUAUCGUGAUCCCUGAGUGUGAUGAAGCACGGCUUGUGGCUUGAGGUUUACUAUGUCAUAAAUUAUACCACCAUUGAUAAGAAGAGGUCAAAUGUAUCUAUUGUAAGUAAUCAUGGUAUUUCGUUUUAGAUUAUAGAACUAGAGCUUUGUAUUUCAUUGUAGUUUUGGCUCAGGUAUGAAAAUUUUUGUUUUUAGCUUUGAUUAAGAAUUCCGCAUUCCAAUAAUGAACUGUUAUGGAGAAUUUUUUUAGAAAAUGUGGAUGAUUUGUUUUGAGGUAUUUUUAUUACAUGAUUAGGUUUUGAA